UAUUCCCCUCGUACAACAGAGAACAACGACAAGCAGCCGAAAAAGGACUGUUGAGUUCUGGAGAUAUUAUGGAAGGUGAUGCAAUAUUGAGGGGAGACAAGCUCAUAUUGAGAGGUUUGAUGUUCCAUGGUUUUCAUGGUGUUAAAUCUGAAGAAAAGAAGCUGGGUCAGAAGUUUGUGAUAGAUGUUGAUGCUUGGAUGGAUCUCCACGCAGCUGGUUUAUCCGAUCACUUGUCUGAUACUGUUAGCUAUACCGAUAUUUACCGCAUAGCGAAGGAAGUCGUUGAAGGACAACCUCAUAAUCUUCUUGAGUCAGUCGCUCAGCUUAUUGCAUCUACAACCUUAACAAAACAUCCUCAGAUUUCGGCUGUUCGUGUGAAGGUCGGGAAGCCUCAUGUUGCUGUUCAUGGUCCCGUUGACUAUUUGGGUGUUGAGAUUCUUCGAUACAGGAGUACUGAUGUACCAAAUUAGGAGAAUUAUUUUGGUUUCCAUAACUUUGUCAGAAUGCGUCCUUUAACUGGUUGGUAUUAAGGAUUGAGGAAAUGGGGGUGCAAGCAUGGACGAAUUUCGCCAAGAAUCAUGCCUUAGCUUAAAACAUACUCUCUUAGGUCUUCAAUAUGCCUUUUCUAGCUUUUGAAUUUUUUGAUUAUAGACUACAAAAUAUGCUUCUCUUCUCUGUAUGGGUCAUGUUUCACAUUUACUUAAACGUCUUACCAACUUUUACCUUAAGGUGGAGUUAUCACUCGAGUGUUGAAAAAACAGCAGACCAAAGUAGUGAAGAAUGUGGAAAAAAAAAAAAAAAAAAAGAGAGAGAAGUCAUUAGCCAUGGACUUUCUGACGUCCAGCGCAUAUUUUCUGAAUAUUAAAGUUACCAUGUCACUGCAAAUUUCUCAACCAAGAAGC
Messenger RNA from Morus notabilis, 902 nucleotides. RefSeq names its product dihydroneopterin aldolase 2. NCBI's taxonomy places the organism in Eukaryota, Viridiplantae, Streptophyta, Magnoliopsida, Rosales, Moraceae. The transcript has 3 exons. Gene Ontology annotation, biological process: folic acid-containing compound metabolic process. Gene Ontology annotation, cellular component: cytoplasm. Bases 69 to 470 code for a protein of 133 amino acids. Gene Ontology annotation, molecular function: dihydroneopterin aldolase activity. The record is from RefSeq and is a predicted model, not a curated record.